Neoarthrinium moseri is the source of this 1401-nucleotide messenger RNA. RefSeq lists its product as uncharacterized. The transcript is spliced from 6 exons. The record is from RefSeq and is a predicted model, not a curated record. NCBI's taxonomy places the organism in Eukaryota, Fungi, Ascomycota, Sordariomycetes, Amphisphaeriales, Apiosporaceae. Gene Ontology annotation, molecular function: pyridoxal phosphate binding. The coding region runs from base 1 to 1401 and encodes 466 amino acids. Gene Ontology annotation, biological process: biosynthetic process.
AUGUUCAACAGCAGAAAGUUUUCCAUGAACCGCAACACGGGCGUUCCGCGUCCGUCGCGGCGGUUCAGCGUUGGCGAGCCUAGCGCCCAAGAGACGUCUUCCAAGAUCCAUCGCCAAUUCCGCGCUGCCCACGAAGGGCACUUGCCCCACGCCGGUCUCGAUGCGACGAGAGCCUCCACCGGUGUCGUCUGGUGCACCGAGAGAGCCAGCGAGUAUGGCUUCCUUGAAGAGCCUGAGAAGUGGGCCAACCUGGGCCAGGGGGCCCCCGAGGUCGAGGACGACAUUGAGGGCUGUUUCCAGCGACCCAGCACCAUCGACGUCUCGACUGCCGCGAGAGAGUAUGGCCCGACGGCCGGUAUCAAGCCUCUGCGCGAGGCCGUAGCCCACAUGUACAACGAGAUGCACCGCAAGGGCAAGGAUUCCCUCUACUCGUGGGAGAACGUCGCUAUCGUGCCUGGUGGUCGUGCUGGUCUGAUCCGUAUCGCGGCUGUCCUGAACAAUGCCUACGUCGGCUUCUUCAUCCCCGACUACACGGCAUACAACGAGAUGUUGUCGCUCUUCAAGAACUUUGCUGCCAUUCCCACCCCAUUGAGCGAGGAGGACGGCUACCACAUCCACCCAGACAAGAUCGCCACCGAGAUUGCCCGUGGUACCUCCGUCAUCAUUACCUCGAACCCCAGAAACCCCACUGGUCGUGUGGUGGCCAACCCAGAGUUGGCUGAGAUCCAAGACAUUUGCAGAGGCAGAGCUACGCUCGUCAGCGAUGAGUUCUACUCGGGUUACAACUACACCAGCGACUGCGACGGCACCACCAUCUCCGCUGCCGAGAACGUGGAGGAUGUUGACGAGGAUGAUGUCCUCAUCAUUGACGGUCUGACGAAGCGAUUCCGCCUACCUGGUUGGCGAAUCGCAUGGAUCUUGGGACCCAAGGAAUUCAUCAAGGCCAUCGGCUCCUGCGGUUCUUACCUUGACGGUGGUGCCAACGCUCCUUUCCAAGAAGCUGCAGUCCCUAUGCUCGAACCUGGUCUUGUCCAGAAGGAGAUGGUUGCGCUCCAGCGACACUUCCGUGACAAGCGAGACUACGUCGUCAAGCGCCUCCGCGACAUGGGAUUUGUCAUCAAGUAUGUGCCGGACAGCACUUUCUACCUCUGGCUGAACCUCGAGGGCCUGCCUGGCCCCAUCUCAGACGGUCUCAACUUUUUCCAGGCUUGUCUUGAGGAGAAGGUCAUUGUUGUUCCUGGUAUCUUCUUUGAUCUUAACCCCUCAAGGCGUAGGGACCUGUUCGACAGCCCUUGCCAUCAUUUUGUCCGAUUCUCGUACGGUCCUAGAAUGGAAGUCCUUGAGAUGGGUUGCGAUGGUAUUGAGAGAGUGGUCCAGAAGUUCAAGAAAAUGGCCAACUAG